UUUAAAAAACAUCUUCAUUACGAAUAAAAAUUUCAAUAGAUACAAUUCACCUUAAUAUUUCUCUUAAAGGCUGCUGCUAUUUUAAAAUCAUUUAAAAAUACGAAAACAUUUGAACUAUGGUCCGUUUUAAGAACAGAUACAUAAUUGUCGAAAUUUCUUCACCUUUGAUACCAGAAGACAAACCUCUAUCUUUAAAAUCGAAAAUAUUUCAUGAAACUGUACUGGAGAAGAUACAACAAUUACAUGGAGAUUUUGGAUUAGCUGCUGUCAAAUCUGGUUUUCUAACAAAAUAUUGCAAUGAGAAUACUCGAAUAGCAAUCCUUAGAGCUAGACAUGGCCCUCACAAGUUUGUUUCAAGCAGUUUACCAUUCAUUACAAAAAUAGGUAAUCUGGAUGUCAGUCUACGGACUCUUCAUGUCGGGGCAACUUUGAAACAAGGCUUUAAUUUCAUCCUUAAGCACCAAAAAGCAUAUUUGGAUUCAAUGUGGUCUAAAUUAAAAACGGAUGAAGAACGAAAGAAUCUCGAAGCUGCUGUUAUGGAUUUUACUAAGACAGACGUCACAAUAAACAUUGAAAAUAUUUCUUAAUUACAUUUAUUAAAUAAAUCUAAUACAUUAUAAAAA
Molecule: messenger RNA, 623 nt
Organism: Papilio polytes (common Mormon)
Lineage: Eukaryota; Metazoa; Arthropoda; Insecta; Lepidoptera; Papilionidae
Gene: Pop5
Product: ribonuclease P/MRP protein subunit POP5
Exons: 2
Coding region: 117-587 (156 amino acids)
Biological process (GO): tRNA 5'-leader removal
Cellular component (GO): ribonuclease P complex
Molecular function (GO): ribonuclease P RNA binding
Source: RefSeq, a predicted model, not a curated record